Molecule: messenger RNA, 2427 nt
Organism: Rotaria sp. Silwood2
Lineage: Eukaryota; Metazoa; Rotifera; Eurotatoria; Philodinida; Philodinidae
Source: the annotation of a GenBank genome assembly
AUGUUAAUGGAAGUACCUACUGUUAUUGAACAACAAUGUGCACUCAUUAAAGAUCAAGAAACAUCUUCGAUUAACGAUCAAUUAAAAACUUGUUUAGACAACAUCGUUAUCGAAUUGAAACAAGACAAAGUGAAGAAUAAUGUCGCAACAAUACAACAGAUUGUCUCAUCAGUUUCAAUUCGAUUGAAAAAUGAUCGAACAUUCUGCGAAGCGAAACUUCUCGAUCAUCAGCUCUUUUUGCUUAUUCGUGAUUAUUAUCUGGAUAUUCUGUGUCGUUGGCGAACUGGUGCAGUACUCGACUCAAUGUCAGGCCAAGUUUUCACUCAAAUCGCUAUUCUAUUUGCCGAACUGUGCUUCCAGGCUGUGGAUACUGAAGUUGAUCAAUUGAAAAAGCUCUUAACUCAUGCAUCUUUCAUCAAUGAAAUUCGUGCAUGUCUCAAGGACAUAGCUACAAAUGGUAAACAUUUGCAGGAUCAACAAAUAGAAGCAAUUGAUUAUACUAUUCGAGCCAUUCAUUAUCUUGAGAAAGGUCGAACAGAUAUUCAGAAAAUAACUAUGUUAUCUGAGCUACUCGAUAGUAUUGUUAACUGUGUAUGUUCAAGUUACUUCGUGUCCAUGUUUAAACACAUAACUGAACUUGAAAAACUUAACGAAGGGCAAACAUUUUUGCUCGAUACUUGUACGAAUUACAUUUCUUGGCAUGAUGCUGGUCGUUAUAAUGACACUUGUGUAGCUGUUCGAACUACUCUAUUAAAUACUUUUACUUGUUGGUUUCAGAAUCAGCUAUUGUCUUUUCAUAAAUUGAGUAAAGUGGCAAUUAAAGUUAUUGGUCAACUUUGUAUUACAUUAAUCGGAGGAAAUGCUAGUGAUGAAGAAAUCUUUUCUCAACCAAUUCGAGAAGAUUAUUGCAAAAUGAUCGAUCAAAUAUCUUCUAUAUUGAAUACAAUCAUAAACUGUGAAACAAUUGAUGAAAUAACAAAAGUUUUUAUAAGAGUUCUGGCUCAAAAUUUAUAUUCUUUGACGAUGACAAAUGAUUUACGAACGUAUAUUAAAACUAAACACAUGAUUCCAUUGUUGUUAAAAAUAACUAAUAUUGAAGAUGAAACAAUACAAUUUCAUAUUUAUCGUGUAUUGGCUUCAAUUAUGACUGAAGAAGAUUUGAAAACAUUGACGAAUUCGACUAAAAUUGCCAAUGUCUUUCUCGGAUUUCUUAUUAAUCUGAUUGAUGAUUCCAGCAUGAUACCACGAUUUCAUAAUUUACUCCGCAGUCUCAAGAUCUUGGUCCAGCAUGAUCAAAUAAAAGAAGAAUUGACAAAACAAGGGGUGUUACCUCUUCUCCUUCGUUGUGUAACAGAGUCGAAAUUUGAUCCUAUCAAAGUUCGAUUAUCAUCAUUAGAAAUUCUUCUUGCUCUAACAUUCAACGAUGAUGCUGCAGGUCAACUCAAAGACAAUUCUCAGUUCAUUUCAAACUUGAAAAUGUUGGUUACUUCGUCCACUAAUCGACAUUUGCAGAGAGUAGCUGGAAAUCUCCUGUGGAAAUUGGAAAAAGAAGAAACAACCAUUGCCAAAUCACAUGAAACAUCGACAAUAUCCGAUAUUACUUUGGAGAAAUAUGAUAUUAUGUUAAGCUAUUCGCAUAGUGACAAAGAUUUGUGUUAUCGUAUUCAUGAUUGUCUAGUUAAAGAUAACUUUCGAGUGUGGAUUGAUCGGGAUCAAAUGCAUGGACAAACGAUGGUCGCCAUGGCCACUGCUAUUGAAAAUUCAGACUUUGUAUUUUUAUGCAUGUCAGAAGCAUACAAACAGAGUGCAUAUUGCCAAUCCGAAGCUCAUUAUGCUUUUGAGCGUCAAUGUUAUUUGGUUCCCUUAGUGAUGAAGUCAGGCUAUCGACCAGAUGGUUGGUUGGGAAUUAUCGCCAGUGGAAAGAUCUAUAUCGAUUUUCCUAAACUUGGAUUCGAUGUUGCCUAUGAAAAGCUGAAAAAUGAGAUUAUUCGGUAUCGAACAAAUCAAACCCAAUCAACUUCAACAAAGAAGUCGCUUCGACACGGCUUGGCACCAAAAACAAUAAAUUUAUCUGUCAAGUCGGAUGAGCAAAAUCUAUCAGUCGAGGAGUAUCCACAUUGUAUUAAUCAAUGGACAACAACUCAUGUUCGAUCAUUUCUUAUCAACGAAAAACUCGAAAGUCUUCUGCCAGUACUGGGAAAUAUGAAUGGACGUCUUCUUCAUGAAACCUAUAAAAGAUGUAAAGCACAUUGGGAUCUGAUGUUUCAAACUUUUAAAGCUGAAGUAGCAGCUGACAAUCCAGAAAAACUCCUGACUGUCGAUACUUACAUACGCUUUCUUGAUGCAAUCGAAAAAUACAUACCAAUUGUACCCAAUGAUAGCUUCAAGCCUUCAACAUCAGCAUCGAUGUUUUGUACUCUAAUUUAA